GUAUGCAUCGUGUUGCAAAAUAAAAAGAGGCUCGAGCGACGCGAGCGCGCGCGCAAGGUAUAUCAUACUGUUGGUAGUACUGUCGCCGGAAUAUGGCAACACGGAGCAACGAGGCAGAGAAGUCUACACAUCCAUCCAUCCAUCCAUACACUGUACGGUGCCCCGUUGCACGUCGGGUAACCGAACAUGUACGUAUGUCCUAUACGAGCGACGUAGCGUGUUCCGAAGUGUGUCGCGGCGUUUGGCCAAACUCGGCUCGGGUCGGCUCAGUGUCUUCGAGUUAGCUCGGUCCGAUUCACGGGCUUGUGUUUCUGCUUGGCGAUAGCACGCGCGCGAAAUCGCGCAGUGGUCGAGGCGUUCUUGGCGGCCUCCUGGUGGUGUGCUCUGAGGCGGGCUAGAAACGAAGCGAGCGAAAGAGAGCGAGAGAGAGUGAGUGAUAGUGUGGGAGUGAGAGAGAGAGACUGACAAACAAGAAGAGUGAUAAGGACAGGCGUUGGGAGGAGAGAGAAGACACACAGAGAGGAGGGAACGAGACAGAAAGAGAGAGAGAGAGAGAAAGAUAGAGCGCGCGCGCGCGCGCGCUCGUGCUCGCGCUCGCGCCUUCUACCGUUUGCGUUCCUGGGACGCUCGCUGAUUCUCUGCGCGCCAUAUACAUACGUGUGUGCAUGCACUCGUGCACACGCAUGCAAAUCUUAUCGUCGCACGAGGCUCAAGUAGCCGGGUCGUCCGCAGCAGAUCUGAGGAGGCGCGUUGAAAGCUGCACUGUGGACGAGCAGCUCGCCACACGACUCUACGUGGGCUAAGAUGCCCGACAUAACUGGUACAAACGACGUCAACAUCAGAACAGCUAGAUCUCGUGGCCAGUUGUGCACUUGCUCUUCCUCGCGAAUACGUCUUUGAGCUACUCCCGCCGCCAAUUGCGUUGUUGAAAUCACCAUCGUUCUCUGGACUAAAUUCUCUGGAUACGAUUUUCUCAUGGUAGUAGUAAUAGAGUAUGCUUGGGAUUCUGGAGGAAGACUUAUUUGAAAGAUAGCUGCGGUGUGUUUCACAGACACAGAGAAACAUCUUGAUGAAUGUGCAAUAACAGUUCUGAUAGUGAUAUGUACAUUGGAAUUGUGUGCUGAUCGAUGGUUAUUAUGCACGUAGCUUAGAAAUAUAUGAUGUACUCGACAAUUCUUGUAUUGUAAGAAUAAUAAUAGUUACUGAAGGAAACAAAUUGUAGCAAUAGCAGGAUUCAUACUGUGCCAUCUGGUGCUGCGACUCUAUAUUUGUUUGCAACAUUGUUGAUACAUGCAUCCGUAUGUAAUUGUGAGGAUAUCUCUUCUGCAUAUAAAUUAGGAUAUAGUCUCUUGGUGCUGCUAUUUCUUCAAGAAUAGACUUCAGAGAAAUCUUUUGGUAUCCACCAAUGUUGAUUUUAUAAGAAAGCUGGAUUAAAUACUCCGCCAAGAUGUGUGAGCAAACGGAAAUCAAUUACCUGGAUGGAGAUGUUGUCUGGGUUAAGUUGGGAGCGUGUUGGUGGCCUGGACAAGUUACUGGGUUGCAUAAUUUGCCAGACGAUAUACAGGUUGAAUUCCGAAAGAAACCGUUGAUAGCUGCAGUAAAGUUUUUUCAGGAAGAUACCUAUGAAUUUGUGAAAAAUUACCAACAGAUCUACAAGUACAAUUGCACACUCAAAGAUGAUUUUAUCAGAAAAGGUUUGGAUAAAUAUAGAAGUAAGAGUAAGGAUGGUACCAGUUAUAUGGAUAAAUUCCCAGGUGAUGUAGAGAUGGCGGAGAAGUUAACAGGUGGAAAUCCCGAUAUACUGAAUCAUCAGAAAUUUUGUCCCGAAGAAAAACCGGAUAUCUCCGGUUUGUUCGGCGAGAAGAAAAUUCCGAAAAAGAAACGCGAUCGCGAUGACUUGCACAGGCGAAGCGAUAAUUCAGAAAACUUGAAGAAGAUCACGCAUCCGCGCUUCAUACGGGGGGAAAGCGACCACGAAGUUCGCAUUCGCCAGCAACCUAGCAGUUUACCGUCUACACCGACUAGUACAGGUUCUCCGCAAUAUCCCUGUCACUUUUGUGGCUUCACUUCCUCGCGCGUCAACGUUAUCAUUUGUCACCUGAAGAUUCACCGAUCUGGCGGCUCACCGUCGCCGCAAUCGAAAGUCAAAACAUAUUCUCAGUCGCAAAGUAGAAUAUCCGAUAUAAGCUCACCGAAACGCAAAAACGUCAAGAAAGAAAAGAACCAAUCGAGUAAAAAGAGCGACGGUGAAGUUGAGCCGCGUAAACGAAAGCACGUUAAGCAGAACGAGAAGACCAACAAGAAGAAGAAGACUGAUCCAGAAUUGCGCGAGAAAUUAUUGGCUGACUGGGACGACGAAUCGGACGAAGAAAUGAGUGUUAAUGUAAAUAACUCUUUGAAUAACAGUACAAUUAACAAUUCGGCUACCAAGGAUCAGUCGAGCGUCAACAUUAGUCAGGAGUUUAACGAAGAGAGCGAUGCCACAACAGAUAAUAACGAAAUUAUAGCAGAAACUGAAAAAUUACUUAAGGAAACUGAAGGAUUAUCGUCGAUACACAUGUCGCGGGAGUCAUUAGAUAAUCUGUCUGCUUCGACAAGCUUAAGAUUGAGUAGUUUCGACAAGAAAUCCGAGUCUGAGAAGGACCACAAGGUUGGCGCGACGUCCAAUGAAGUGUUCAAGAAGUCUCCAAAAAAGGAUACCUCGGGUCCCGACAACGACAAUAAAAAUGUCUCUGUCAAAGACGACAAAAAGUCAAGACUAUCUUGUUUCGAUUUUGACGAGGACGACUUAGCCGAACCAUCUUUGCCCGUACGAAAAAUCCCUAGAAUGUUCGGCGAAAAGAAUUUAUCUUUGAAGAAGGAGAUUAUUAAGGAAUUCGAGAUGAGUCAAGCUCUGAAAAAUGAAAUUAAGAAGGACACUGAGAAGAUACCAGAGUUAGAGAAAAGUUUGGAACUAAAAGCUGACGAAAUAAUGGAAAUAAUACAAGGUAGCGGAUCUUUACCAGAAAAAAAGGAAAAUAAAGCGGAUAAGAAAUCCAACGAAAAUGUACAAAAUAAAACGGAAGAGAUCAAACAACUUGAAGAUAAUGUUGAGAAGAAGACUGUGCCAUCGGAGAAGAACGAACGAGAGGAACGAAAAUCUAAGGCCAGCACUUAUGAAUCUGAGAUAAACAGAGUUGCAGAAAUUAUUGGCAUUGAAAAGAAAAACGAUCAAGCUACAAACCAUUCUACGAAUAUUAAGAAAGAUAUUGAAAAGCAAGCUAAGCCUGCUGCACCUGAGACGCCAGUAAAAUUAGAAGCAUCUGCGAAGGACGAAACGUUUACAGACGCGACUAAAGCUAACGUUGACAUAUUGUUCCAGUCCGAGAAGACUGAUUCAGACAAUGUGAUAGCGGAAUCCAAUGAGAACGCAUCUACGAAGGAAGCUGACGAUACUUGGUCGGAACGUUUUACUACGGAAACAGAAGACGAGACCGUGUCCGAAUCUGCGGAGACUGUGCCUGAACAAAGCGAAAAUUCAGAUGUCGAUCAAGAUCAAAGCGCUGACGACAGCCUCUCAGGAAGUCGUGCCAGUCAGCCGAUUAAACGAGGAAGAGGACGACCGCGCAAGGACACAAAGUCGACUAACAGAGGCGGCAGCGUGAGCAAAAGUCCGAAGGUGAGAGACAGUAGGAGCAACAAGAGGCCUCGCAUCAGUGAGAAAAUCGAGUUCGAGCAUAAGACUUCGGACUCGGAUACAGAUCGCUCAUACAGUGGUAGAAAGCGCAAGCCGAACAAGAAAUAUUUAGAGUCCGACAUAUACGUUCAAGGUUUCGACUACAAAGCGGUUAGAACCGAUGAAAGUCAAUCGGAGAGUGACGAUAAAGUCUCCGAAAAAAGCACGAGCACACCCAGAAGAGGUAGGCGGUCCAAAGGUGCCGAAAACAAAAGUAGCGAUAUCACCGCUCAAAUGGAUAAGCAAGAGAUAGAGAUAGCUGAUCAAAUGCCGACCGCAACCGAGAAUAACGUUAGCAUUUUGUCUUCGAUUGAAAUGAAACCUGAAAUGCUUGAAAGCAACGUCUCCCAAGAGAAGACACUCACUGAAAAGCCCGAGGAAAAACCUGAAGACAUUAAAUGCGACAUACUCGAAGAAUCAGUGAAACAUCUGGAUGAAAUAGUCACUGCAAAAAUUGACAUGAAUAUAUCAUUGAAAAACGUGGAAAUGACGAUAAUACCAGAAACUACGAGCAAAAAUGACGAAGCAGAACUUGAUCUGGGUAAAACUGUCGAUAAGUCAUUGAAUAUACUCGAGAAGGAAAAUGUUAAGCAAAUCAAAAGUACCGAAAUGGAUAUUAAAGAUGAAGAUAAAUCGACACUAGUACAGCAAGUUGAAAAUAAGUGUGAAAUUCAUCGGGAUUCCCCAAAAACGAGCGUGGACAUGUUGCCGCCAAAAAAAUCGCAGAUAAAAAAGUUCGAACUAUCGCAAAUAGAUUUUUUCGAAACAGACGUAGUAUCAACUAAUAUAACUACGCAAGCUGAGUCUGAAUCUAAGAUUGAGCCGGAGUCUAAAAUUGAACCUGAAUCUAAGAUUGAACCUGAAUCUAAGAUUGAACCUGAAUCUAAGAUUGUGUCUGAAUCUAAAAUUGAGCCUGAAUUAAAAAUCGAGCCCGAAUUUAAGAUUGAGUCUGAAUAUAAGAUCGAACCUGAAUCUAAGAUUGAACCUGAGUCUAAGAUUGAACUUAAAUCUAAGAUUGAGUCUGAAUCUACGAUCGAACCUGAAUUUAAAGUUAAACCUGAGCAUCAGCAUGAAUUGAAAAAUGACGAUGUUAAAAAGAUAAAUGAGGACGAGAUAGAGAUAAAACUAACAAUGGAUAAGAUAACCGAUGAAAUCGCUAAGUCUCUGGACAUUGAGCAUAAAGAACAAAUUCCCGCGAAUAGUAUCGAGCUCAAGUCGCCGAAAAAGUCGGAGAAAUCUGAUGAGAAAAAGGAGGAAACGCGAUUGGAAAAAAUACCGGAAAAGACAGAGGACAUUCAACUGAAGUUAAAAACGCCAGAGAAGUUGGUCUCAGCUGAUAAAUCGAACAACACGGAGGUUACAUCAAAGAGUCCCACAAAGGCUACGAUUGAGCAACCAUUGACACCCAAGAGGUCCUCCAUGCAAACGAGAUAUAAAGGAAAAUUCACUCCGGAAACGGGUGCCAAGGGGAAAAAAGAUCAGUUCUUGGAUGAUACUCCGAAAUUAACCAAUACAUUCCAAGAAGCUUUCCUGAAAACUCUACACAUGGACAAGAAGAAGAUCGAGGAACCUGAGACACCUAAAGGAAAGAAGGGGAAGAAGGCUACUAAAAAGAAAACUGAGGAGAUCGACAUGAAUAUUAUCAUGACAAUUGCACCAAAUCCGAAAGUCGACGAGUUGAAUAAAGAUACGCAAAUCUUCGGAAAUAUUCAAACCGAGGCAAGCAUAUCCGACAUAUCGAUCGUGAGUAACUUCGAAAACGUCGAAAUGGUCGUCGAGGAGAAGUUGGAAGUCGACAAUAAAAUUGGAGAGAACGUGUUCAAAGCUACCGAUCAGCUCGGAACGUCGCCCGACGAAUUUAUUAUCGUAACUAAGCCAUCUUUCAAGUCGACCGUUUCCGAAAAUAACGCGAACAACAUUCCAGACGUUAAGAAGGAGGAAAUCUCUAAAGUGACGCCUGUGUCCACAUCUUCAUUAUCACCGUCGGAUACUUGCGUGCCGGUGAAGAAACGCGAGAUGCCACGCAUAAUAGAAAAUGUGACAUUGACUGAGCCAAUGCAGAUAUUGAAGUCAAAGUUACUGGACAAAUUACCGCAGAAAGGAGUCAAACAUAAAUUCGAAUUAGACAUGUCAAAGAAGGGAGACUCGAAAAGUUCCAAAGCCAAGAUAAUGAAGAUAGAAACUCUGCCCUCGAACAGUAAAGCAAAAGGCAGUGCGAAGUCAAGUUCAAAUCCGCAUAUAUCUCUGACAAAGAAGCUUCAAGUCUUGAAGACUGAGGAGACGGACGCGCUCUUGGAAGCGCAGAAGAGAGAACAGAAUAUGUCAGCGGAGCAAACCGCGGACAAGUACGUGCAGCAGAGCUCCCAGAGUCUCGCCGACAUGGAACUGGAUAUCAAUUCGAUGCCGUUUGUCCUCAGCGAUGACGUUUUAACGCCGGAGAGUAUCGAGCAAAUGCCUGUCGUUAUAUCUUCCAUUAUUCCGGCGUCCAGUUCAAUACCAGCCACACUCUCUUUCACUCCGACCACGCAAAUUGUGUCACCCACUGUGCAGACUGCGCAAUUCAAAAUAACGAAUGAGACCGCGACCGAGACUGUGUCGUCUUCGACGAAGAAGAAGAGCGGCGUGCCGGCGAUACUGAAAAACAAGAAAGCGAGGCCGACCAUCACAAGCGUUAAAACCCUAGUACCGCCGCUCACCGGUGGCGUGAAGGGUUUGAAAUUUCAGACCGCUCAGCCGGCGAGCAAUACGACGGCACCCCUUUUGACGCAGAAGGGCGCCUCUCAAGGAAAAUACGUGGUCGUGCAGACGGCAGGAGGACAACAAUUGCGUUACAGUGUUCAAGGUAAGGCGGGCACCCAACAGAAGAUCGCUAUUCCGACCGGUAAGCCAACUGCUGGCAACGCACAGGUAGUUCAACAAGGCAGUAAGGUCGUUAUAUUAACGUCCGCGCAGUCUUGCCAGGCCAAAAUGAUGCCGUUAAACAUCUCUAAGACCUUGAGUGGUAAAGUGCAGAGGAUCAUGACGAGCAAGGGCCAAGUAUUGUGCCCGAUUAGUCCGCAAACUGGUAUAAUCACCUCCAAGACGCUCCUUGCGCCGAAGGCCGACGCGACUAGCUCGCCCACAACGUCCAAGUUGGCCGGCACCGGUCACAAGAUCAUUAACACGCAGGGCAUCAUCACGUCCAAAGCUGUGCUCACUCCUAUUACUGGCAAAACAACGUUAUUGGGCACACUGGCGCAAGGAAUCCUCACGAAGAAUCUUUACACCCCGAUCAGCGGCUCGGCCUUGAGUGGAAAGACUUUGAUUGGUUCGAAAGUCGUUACAAAGGGUGCAACUCUAUUGUCUUCUCAGAAUUUGAGCGGCACGAAAGCGAUUCUAGCUCCGGUGACUCAAGCCAUUGCCGGCAAAACCAUACUGAACACGCAAGCCAUCGUGGGCAGCAAGGGUACCGUCCUGACGCCGAUAACCGGGCAGCAGGUGAAGGCUCUCGCCGCCAAGAGUCCGACCAAGGGCAAUAAGGCUCUACAGUAUCAGCAGGUUCAGCAGAAGAUGCAAUUGCAACCGUUACUGCAGAAGUCUAAGAUGCCGAUAUCGUCCGCAUCGUUGCAAGCGAGGACAUCGGCGUCGCUGAAAUCACCGGGUAGCAGCACAUUGGUGCUGCAGAACACAGUCGGUACCGCAUCCCCUCAGAAAACCACUCAUAGUAAGAAAGCAAUCAAACAGACGGUAGUGCAACCAACUGCUACUAUUCAAAGUAUCGCCUCGCCGAGCGGCGCGCAACAGACGGUAGCGGUGAUGUCGCAGCAGAUGCAGUCGAAAGGCAGUAAAACCGCUGCGAAUGUGCAAAAGGUCAUAAUCCCACGAAGCGGCGGUCGCCAAACGAAGGCACAGCAGAAGAUUAUGAUGCAAAAGAUGCAGGAUCCGGUCGUGUCAACGAUGCAAAAUAUCCACGCGAAACAAGUAAUCGCUGCGACUUCGGCGACCGUGCCGAUCACCGCCAAGACUGUCAUUCAGUCCAAGCAAGCAACUCCUACGAAAUCUUCAACGAAGUUCCAUUCCUCGAGCAAGCUGCAGAGUCAAGCGCAGAAGAAUCUAUUGAACGUCGCCAUGAACUCGAUAGGUACCGUCACGACAAACGCGAAUAUUAUCACGACCUUAACUAUACCGUCGCUUGAACCGAUUGACACGGAGAAGAAGAAGACGGAUCCGCAACUCGUCGACGGCGGUCAGAAGGAGGCAAGCAAGGUUGAGAAGGUUCAGACUGAGAAGAGCGUCGAAGCCACAGAUAAAACCGAGGAGCCGAAAGUAACCGCACAGAUCAUGGCUUUGCCAACGGAAAGCAGCGAUGGCACGCAGACCUACGUCUUAGUGACGAUCGAUGAGCAAGGGCAAAUACAGCCUUUGGAUAAUAACACUCUCAUGUCGCUGGAGGGAACCACGCAGAAUCAGGACGGCACGAGGACUCUGUAUAUAGACCCCAGCUCAUUGGGAGAAACCGGCAGUUUAGACAAUAUCGUUCUCCAAUUCGACAACGGUAUUUUGCCGAACAUUCAGAGCAACGUGACAACGGAACCUAGUCAGACGAUCAUAUCGGAAAGCUUCCCGACGUCGGAAGUAAUACAGACAUCCAAUCAAGAUAUAUUGGCAGCCGCACUCGCCAACACCGACUUCCAGCAAGAGAUUACACUGCCGGAGAACCAAACGGGCAGUGUAAUGACCACCGGUCUCACGCAAGCAAGUCUCAUUAAUCAAACUAUCCUACAAUCGACGAUUAUACCACCUACACAGCCAAUAUCCUCACCGUCGGUGCUGGAGACUUCAUUGACGUUAAACCAGCCGAUUAUGACUCCCCUCGAGGUGCCGAGCAACUUGCCCAUUCAGUCGGAUUCGACUCCCACAUCGUCGACAGUAGUCUCCACGAUACCAACUUCCCUCGAGUUACCAAUCACCAUCACGAAUCCUGCCAUCUCUUAUAUAUCAUCGGGUGAGACGCAGAUACAAAUCCCCGGCAACUCAAUGCCGGACAUCGGUGAGAUCAUGGAAAGCCCAGUGGGUGGUAGCACGGAAAUAGAUCGUACAGAGGAGAUCUCCGUGAGCACGCAGUACUUGAUGAUCCCCAAUCUAGAGGACAACAUCGCAGUAGCAGCGGCUGCGGAGACACAGAACGUGCAGAGCACUGAGAUCGCGAUACCAUCCGCCUCGUACUCGGUCACGAUGCCGAGUAGCAUGGUUUUGGAGAGCUCGCAGGUACAAACUACCCCGUCGAUGCCGAUUAUUGACGACACGUACACUGAGAACAGCCACUUCGCCGGCGCGUCGAUCGUCGCCGAACAGACUUUCGUGGACGUGCCGGUCUCGGAGAUGUUGGUCUCUAAAGCACCGGUCUCCGUGGAGAACGUGCAAUCGCAAGAUAUCACGGUAACGUCGGAGAUGAUUGUUUCUUCCCACCAGGUCCCGGCUUCUCCGCAGAAGCCGAUAAUAUCGAACGAGUCCAAGAGUUUAGACGAGGAACAGACGGUGACAAUGCAGGAUGUGUCAAUGCAGAACGUGACGAUGCAGAACGUGACGAUGCAGGAGGUCUAUUCGUCGCAUGAGGUUCCCAUCACGUCUGAGGAACUAAUCUUACAGCAACCGGUCAAAGAGAUCAGCGCGUCGUCUUCGAGUGCAAUAGAAAUCGUGCAGGAAGCGGAAGCCGUCGAUAAAGAGAACGACGUGUCGAUGACCGAUUGUUUGCCGAUAAUAGACGAAACUACCGUAGUGACGUCUGAGUCUACUUCCAGAAUAGAGCCCAUGGAACAGCAGGUGGUGGCCACAUCGAACGAGGUGGAAGCCACCUCGCAAGUGCUACCAGCUGAAUCGUUGACUCAAUCCAACGACAUGGCGAUGGAAGUGGAUGAAGAAGCAGUACAGUCGAGAGAACUCUACGCCGGUAGCAGCACGACCACACGUUCUGCGGAUUGUCAGAGGGACGAGCCGUCGUCGCAGGAAGAGUCGGACAGACGCUGCCUGCAUGAAAAUGUGGAGCUGCACUUCGAAGAGACAAACACGGAGGCUGCUAGUCAAGAGGCGCCGUCGCAGUCGCAGUACGAGCAAUUAAGCUCGGCGUCGGUUACCAGCGACUCUACGGAUCUACCUAGUCAGUCGGCCGCUAAAAGCUCUGAAAGCACGGCCGAGGCCACUCAAUCGAGCAUAAUUGCGUAUGAGCCGAUGGAGAUGGACGAGGAGGAAGCCGUCGUGACGGAACCACCGACUCAGUCGUUCGAGCAUUCAAAAGUCAACGAAGCGUCACAGUCGUACGAAACAUCGGCGGAAGCCAAUGUAAACGCGCCGACGCAGUCGUUUAACGAGAUAAUGCAGAGUCAGGAGGAUCGUCCGAGUGCUGAUCAAACGAUCGACGACCAGAGUUUCCCCACGCAAAGUUACGAGGUUGACAAGGGUGAGAACGUGCCGGAAAAUCUGGAGACUGACGCUGAAAUCAGUCAGGAGGGGAACGUGCCAUCGCAGUCGAACGACAUCGGCGUUGACGGUAUCGGCACGUCAUCUGUAUCGACGAACAACUCUGGACUCAACGAGGACGAGACGGCGAGCUCGUCUUAUGUGCCAGAGACUCCUGAGAAUCAGGAAAGGGAUCAGGAGGAUCAAGAGAGCGCGAUUAGCACGUCAUCGUACGAGAUACCGCCGUGCGAAGAACUCAACAUCGCCUCGUCCAGCGUAAUACCGGACACGUCAGUCAGUGCGGAGCAUAGUAGCAUCCAUGACAAUGGGGUGCCAGAGAUACCCACCUCGUCGUACAAUCUGAAUCCAGACAUCACGUCGACCCACGUGGACUCCGGACCGACGUCCAGCUAUGAGGACCAGGUGAUAGUCGAACAGAACGUAUCUACAUCGUAUGAGGUGCCAAUCUCGAUGCCCGGCUUGGACGAAACUUGCUCGCAGAACUUUGUCACUGAGAGCACCGAUCAUAGGAAUGAGCCGUCCAGUUAUUAUGCCCAUCACCAGGAAGUAACGGCGAGUUACUACGAGUCUGUCGACCAAGACGCAAACUCCCGCCUGGAAGGAGGCGAUCCGCACGAGGAGGUGACGCCUGGCUACUACGAGGGCAAUCCACAGGAGGUGAGCCAGAGCUAUUUUGCGCCGGCUGAGGAGACUCCAAACUAUACCAGUCACAGCAUUUCGCCCAGCUAUUACGAUCCCAGACCCGAGAGUGAGGCGAGUCAGAGUUAUUACUCCACGGACGAACUGGACAAGACUGAGCAGUCGUCCUCGCCGAACAUCGAGGCGUCACAGAGCUUCUACCAGGAGAGGUCGGGCGAACUGAGACUGAGACAACAAGGUGAAGCAACUCCAACUUAUCCAGAGGGCUAUCCUGUGGAUUACACCUUGGAGAACUCGCCAAUCGAAAGGCAUGACCUCGUAGAGAGCUCGGUACCGGCUACUAGGCCUAUGGAGAGGUAAUAUAUUGCGAGGGCCGAUGGCGUCGAGGAGAAUCCUUUCAUGAAAUAGACUAUCAGACGUGCUGCCACUGCAGUUGCAGUCACCGUCGACAGCAUACAAACUCUCCCCACAUCCCAUCCUCCUCCCCAAGUCUAUUUUUAACUGUAAAUAUUACGUUAAGAUAUACACAGUUAUAAUAAGCGUUUAGCUUUUAAAGUGAAGUCUAGAGCUACUUUAGGCUCUCCGACGCACAAGACAAACGCAUCUCUUGGCGCGCGCGUGUGUCUGUGUACGUUGAAAUAAAGGGAAAAGGAAUAAAGAACGGACAUGUAAUUUGCUCUUAGAAUUUGAUAUAUAAAAGUUAUAUAUUAGGAUUACGUACGUUGUGGUUUUAUUUGCAUUAUUUGUUACGAUCUUUAUUUCAUUAAAGCGUUUCAACUAAAUAACGAAGGAGCAGCAGAAGAAGUGUCCAUACAACCGUUAGAGUAAACGCAGCGAGCUAUUUAUAUAAAUAAAUAAUACAUUGCUAUUCAUUUCUUUUUCCUUUUUUUUUGGAAAUGUAGAGAAUUAUAUCACGCAACCGAUUCUCUCAAUAUUUCUAUACCGAAAACCGGUUUCCGUUAAAUAUUUCUAUGUCUACGAUGGAGUGUUGCGAGCAAAAUCGCGGGGGACGAUCGGUUCGUGAGAUAAACUCUCUUUUUCUUGCGACAAAAUAAUGGUCGGUGAUAAAAGAAGUAAAUAAAAAAAAAUCGCGAUAAAGUCGAAUACCCGGGAUUUUAUUGCUACUUUACAAUGUCGAGUUAUAGUAAGCAGUUGUUUGUUUACAAGUUGUAAGGAAUAAGAGCUCAUGUGAUUGUAUAAAGCAAAGAGCACAAUAUUUCUGAUAAUACACCAAUAAUAGUACGCGCUCUACAAAUCAGUGGAAACGUGAGGAAUGGAGACCUUCUGUCUAUCAUUCUUCCUCUUUUUCUCUCUUGGGCUAUAUCGUUUGAAGACUUAACUUUCGCGUAUAAGUUGCGUCAUGCCCUCGAUUUGCUCAAUGUGGAAAUGUUUUUUUUUUCAAUGGUUGUGCAAAUCAUGGCAAGAUAAGGUGCGUGUUGUGCUUUGAGCGAAACGAGGAUCGUACAUUUAGACUUACAGUUUAGUUUGUAGGUGAAACAAUAUAUAUGGAAAAUAAAAAAAUGCCUAUUUUAUUUCACUUAUAUAUAUACGUUGUGUAUUUUGCGUAUGAGGCGAAGGCGA
Odontomachus brunneus is the source of this 12391-nucleotide messenger RNA. RefSeq lists its product as uncharacterized. The record is from RefSeq and is a predicted model, not a curated record. Bases 1448 to 11170 code for a protein of 3240 amino acids. NCBI's taxonomy places the organism in Eukaryota, Metazoa, Arthropoda, Insecta, Hymenoptera, Formicidae. The transcript has 5 exons.